AUGGUUCUUCUUGCAGGACUCGAUCAGAUCGAUGCCGUGUUCACCGACUUUGUCAGCGCUGUGGAGGCUAUAAUAAGGAAUAGCAAAGAGUGUAAGGCUCAUGGAAGUUCGAUACAAGGCGGUCGAAGUGCUGUUGGCGGUAACUGCUGGGGCGUACCAGACAACACUGUUGACGUACUUGAUCCAAAGAGAUCUCUUUCCCGCAGUCAUGAAGGCCUCCUAGCAAACUACAACAAAUUCGAGUUCCAGAACCCCUACCAGCAAAGAUUAAACGACUUUGUCAACGAAGCCGUGAUUCAAAAGAUCGUGGGCGCAGUAGGACAAGCGUGUCAGAUAGUUCGGUCUCGAUACAUCACGAUCCAAGACGAUCUUCCUGAAGGCUGGACCUUCAGCGCUACUCUUAACAUGAUCGGACUCGGCGCGAUCGCUCCCGGGCCAAAACCUGUGAAGAAGCCUGUGUAUGAUGUUGAGACUGCCAAAGCUCUCUUCACCAAGCUACCUGAGGAAGAAGCUGCUGUUCUCCUAGCUACUUACGACUUCACCCACGCCAAUAAGCUCUUCUGCUUCAACCUAGUAACACAGGCAGCUGAACCAGGCGCUGAGCAACCCAUCGCCAGCUAUGUCUCUCUCACCUCCUAUCUCCUCCAACACGCCUACCUCUCACCCCGCGCCACAUACUACGCCCAUCUCAACCUCAUGGUCUUCCGCCUCCUGAUCGAAGAUCCCACAAUCUGCAAGCGUAUCUGCAGCGAUGAAUCCCGCGUCGCAGUGCGUCUGUGUCGACAGCGACAGCCUUACCUCCCUCUCGUCAAAGGCGAGCGAGUCCUUGCCAUUUCACUUCUAGACACUAUGAUUGACGGUGUGAAUCAUAAUCUUCGUCGUCGUCUCGAUGUCAGUCUUUACACACUCUGCUUUGGCAUCAUGCUUCGUAUUAUCUCAUAUCUCUCUCGUACGCGCACUCGGCUGGAGUAUCAUUGGCCUGAGUUCUUCCGGUCUUUGCUGUCCAUCGUUCGCUUCCUGGCUACAUACACAGCCGAUCUGAAGGAUCUACCACAUAUCGAUACUCUUCUCGACCACGUUGUUAACCUCAUCGCCCUAUCCCUCUCCGCUGGUGAAGCCUUCCUCCCCUCGCCAGCAGACUACGACGAUCUGUUCUACAAAGUCGUCGAGUCCGGUGAGGUUCUCACCAAGUUCAAGGAGAACUACCGCCUUGGUAACCGUAACAGCAACUCCAUUGAUACGCUUAUUAACGUUAGUGCGCAUUACAACCAGAUGCUUUCAGAAGGUGGCGCGAAUCGUCGUAAGCCUAGUCUUUUGACGACGCAGGAGGUCACGGAGGUUAUUCGUCAGGGUUAUGAGACGUUGAGUAUUCAGGCGAAGGAGGGACUGGAUUCAUGGGAGAGGUACCGGGAGGCGGAUGAGAGGACGUUGCUCAAGAAGAUGGCGAGAGCAGCGGUUGGUGAUGUGCGAGUUAUGGUUGAGCGGUAG
Fusarium musae is the source of this 1488-nucleotide messenger RNA. RefSeq lists its product as uncharacterized. The transcript has 4 exons. Lineage: Eukaryota; Fungi; Ascomycota; Sordariomycetes; Hypocreales; Nectriaceae. Gene Ontology annotation, cellular component: cytosol. Gene Ontology annotation, biological process: regulation of Golgi organization. The record is from RefSeq and is a predicted model, not a curated record. The coding region runs from base 1 to 1488 and encodes 495 amino acids.